Molecule: messenger RNA, 1147 nt
Organism: Lotus japonicus
Lineage: Eukaryota; Viridiplantae; Streptophyta; Magnoliopsida; Fabales; Fabaceae
Product: transcription factor NAI1-like
Exons: 4
Coding region: 248-913 (221 amino acids)
Molecular function (GO): protein dimerization activity
Source: RefSeq, a predicted model, not a curated record
AUGUCCUCUUAUGGAUCGAUUUGUGUAUUUUCUUUCUAUAUAUUUAUAGGUUGAUGAUGAGUUGCGUGACUACACAGCCCAUGCUCAUUACCUCAAGCACAGUUCUCUCCUCACCUAAUCCAAACUCUAACUGGUCGAAUCUCCUAAUUCCUCUCUCUCUUACCCACACGAUCUUCACUCCAACAUCAUCUUCUUUGCGAAUUCUUUUAAUAUAUAGUACAUAAUUUUACAUCACGGUCGUCAAAUUAUGGUGGAGUCAGGGGAAAAUUGGCCUUGUGAUCAUUCUGUAUUGGAAGUUGGUGGCGGUGGUGAUGAUGACGACGUUAAGGAUUUAUGUUUUGAAGAUGAAUUUAUUGGUGAUGAUAAUGAUGAUGGUCAUUCUUUUGCUGAGGAGACUGUAGAUCCCUUGACAGACAGAAAGGAGAGACAGCGGGAACUCUCUGAGAAAUUGCUUGCACUUUCAGCCACCAUACCUAGCAUGAAGAAGAUGGACAAUACUUCGAUCCUGGACAAAGCUAGCAACUACGUGAAACAACUUCAAGAACGUGUGAGGGAGCUAGAACAAGAAGUUGAUCAAUCCCACAUUCGUAGCAACAAAGGCACCACCUCUUGCGAAGUGAACUCUGAAAAUUACCGUACUGGUGGAAGAACAAAUGAAAAUUUUCCCGAGGUGAGAGUGAGAGUGUUACAGAAGGAAGUAAUGGUUAUAAUCCAUUGUGAAAAACAAAAGGGAAUCAUGCUCAAAAUACUCUCUCAUCUUGAAAAUCUUCAUCUCUCAGUAGCCAACACCAGUGUCUUGCAAUUUGGGAAAUCCACUCUCGACAUCACCAUUAUUGCUCAGAUGGGGGAUGAAUACAACAUGACAGUCGAUGAACUAGUCAAAACCCUGAGAGUAGCUAUCUUGACUCAGUAGCAUGUCUACGUACGUAUGGAAUAAGUACUGUACAUAGAUGGCAUCUUCAUCUUCAAAUUCAUUUAUGCUGUUGCACUCAUGUCAAUUCUUGUGUAUUCUUCUAGUUUCUGGCAUCAGCUAUAAUCUAACUUGGUAGUUAUGUUUGCUUUAGCAUUUAGAUGAAUUUUCUAUGAACUUCUACUAUGUAUUAUGGUUUUUUUUUUUUGACAGAACUAUGUAUUAUGGGUUGAUGCA